AAAGCGAUACCAUUCUAGCCUUAAUUUUUUUGACAAUUAAUUGUUAUGAGAAAUAUUGCGAUUGUACCUAUAUGAUCGGUGCAUGUUACGGUGUAGUUGAAAUUAUUGAAUCGGUUCAAAUUUCACAAUGGAUCUGGCGAAUGCCGUGGAAGCUACCCCUGGUGUUUCGAGAGCACCUAGGCUUAUGAUGGAAGGGGUUGGCUCCAGAGUUAUUAGAGGUCCUGAUUGGAAAUGGGGAAAACAGGAUGGAGGUGAAGGUCAUGUUGGAACAGUGAGAAACUUUGAGUCAUCAGAUGAAGUUGUAGUUGUCUGGGACAAUGGAACUGCUGCUAAUUACCGUUGUUCAGGCCAAUAUGAUCUGAGAGUACAUGAUAGCGCUCCAACAGGUAUCAAACAUGAGGGCACAAUGUGUGACACUUGUAGGCAACAACCAAUUUUUGGCAUAAGAUGGAAAUGUGCAGAAUGUGGCAACUAUGAUCUUUGCUCUAUUUGUUAUCAUGGUGAUAAACAUCAGCUACGACAUCGUUUCUAUCGUAUAACUUCACCAGGGACUGAACGUGUAUAUCUUGAGGCUCGCCGUAAAAGCAAGAAAAUUACUCUUCGAGGAAUAUUCCCUGGAGCUCGCGUUGUUCGUGGCGUGGAUUGGCAAUGGGAAGAUCAGGAUGGCGGAAAUGGUAGACGUGGUAAGGUUCAAGAGAUCCAAGAUUGGAGUGCUGCAAGUCCUCGUUCUGGAGCUUAUGUCGUUUGGGAUAAUGGCUCUAAAAAUUUGUAUAGAGUUGGAUUUGAAGGAAUGGCUGACUUGAAAGUAGUAAAUGAUGCUAAAGGUUAUAAUGUGUAUAGAGAUCACUUGCCUUGCCUAGGAGAACAAACUGUUGGUAGAACAGGACCGCCAAGUUUGAAGAUCGGAGAUCAAGUCAGUGUGGAGCUUGAACUAGAAAUUGUGCAAUCUCUUCAGCAUGGACAUGGUGGCUGGACUGAUGGAAUGUUUGAAUGCUUGAGUAAUGUUGGUUCAGUUGUUGGUAUAGAUGAAGAUCAUGAUAUUGUUGUUGCUUAUGCCAGUGGAAAUAAAUGGACCUUGAAUCCUGCUGUUUUGACUAAAGUUGCCAGUCCAACCAACACUGCUGGUUUGAAUGAAACCCCCCAACAACAAUUUGCAGUUGGAGACGUAGUGCAAAUCUGUUCAGAUAUGGAAAGAGUCAAAAUGCUCCAAAGAGGUCAUGGAGAUUGGGCAGAUGGAAUGUCAGUGACUCUUGGAAAAAUAGGCCAUGUUCUUCAGAUAUACAAUGACAAUGACUUGAAAAUUGAUGUUUGCAACACAACUUGGACUUACAACCCUCUAGCAGUGACCAAAGUGGCUAGUAAAGAUGGUACCAUGCACGGAACAACUAGUGGCGAACGCUUGAGUGCUCUGCUCAAAAAGUUAUUUGAAACUCAUAUCUCUGGAGAUAUCAAUGAAGAAUUGGUAAAAUCUGCUGCUAAUGGAGAUGCUCAAAAAUGUGAAGAAGUUCUUAAAAAAAGUAGUAUUGCUGGUGCUGGUAUAGGACCUGAUGUGAAUGGCGUUUUCUCGGGGCAUACUGCUUUACAGGCUGCUUCGCAAAAUGGUCACUUGGAGGUGAUUACUGUUCUGCUCCAAUUCUACGCUGAUGUUGAGAUUGAGGACAAAGAUGGCGAUCGUGCCGUUCAUCAUGCUGCUUUCGGUGAUGAACCUGCAGUUGUUCAACUUUUAGCUCAUGCGGGGGCUGAUCUGAAUGCUAGAAAUAAACGUCGACAAACUGCCUUGCAUAUAGGCGUGAAUAAAGGACAUAUCGGAGUGGUCAAGAUGCUGCUGGACCUGGGUUGUCAUCCAAGUUUGCAGGAUCUGGAAGGCGACACCCCCCUGCACGACGCGAUCAGCAAGAAGAGGGACGAUAUGCUGACUCUGCUGCUGGAUCAUAACGCUGACAUAACACUGACGAACAACAACGGCUUCAACGCACUACACCAUGCCGCUCUCCGGGGAAAUCCAAGUGCUAUGAAGAUUCUCCUACAGAAACUACCCAGACCUUGGAUAGUGGACGAGAAAAAAGAUGACGGUUAUACUGCCCUUCAUUUAGCUGCACUCAAUAACCAUGUGGAAGUAGCGGAACAACUCGUCCUGAACGGAAAGGCGAACAUGGAUCUCCAGAAUGUCAAUUUGCAGACUGCUCUUCAUCUUGCUGUUGAGCGGCAACAUACUCAAAUUGUCAGGCUUCUCGUGCGCGAAGGUGCCAAUUUGAACAUUGCCGACAAGGACGGCGACACCCCACUGCACGAAGCUCUUCGCCAUCAUACGCUAUCUCAACUACGUCAGCUCCAAGAUGUGCAAGACGUUGGAAAACUGCUAAUGGGCCUAGGAACUCAAGGCUCAGACAAAAAGUCAUCGGCGAGCAUAGCAUGUUUCUUAGCUGGUAACGGAGCAGAUCUAACGAUCAAGAAUAAGAAAGGGCAAACGCCUCUAGACCUUUGCCCUGAUCCGAAUCUCUGCAAGACCCUGACAAAAUGUCACAAGGAGAAGCAGAGUGGGGAGAUGGAAAUGGGUCCUAAUCAAAAUAGCAAUCACCAGAGUAAUACAACCAGCGUCACUUCAACCCUAGACGAAUGUCUAGUUUGUUCAGAUGCCAAACGAGAUAUUUUAUUCCAGCCAUGUGGACAUGUCUCUUGUUGUACAAGCUGUGCUCCGAGAGUCAAGAAAUGUCUUAUUUGUAGAGAUUCCGUUGUGAAUAGAAUCAAGAUAGAAGAAUGUCUCGUCUGUUCAGACAAGAAGGCGAAUGUCCUUUUCAAACCUUGUGGGCACAUGAGCGUCUGCGACAGCUGCUCGCAAAUUAUGAAAAAAUGCGUUUUGUGCCGUUCUCAAAUUGAACUUAUGGUGCCGAUGACGGUAUGUAGCGGAGGAUUGGGCACAAUUUCUGAAGUUAAGGCCGAUGUCGAGGAAGAUAUCAAACCAUCAACAAGUGAGGGAAAUCCAGCCAGAGGACCACUGAUGAACAACGGCGGAAGGGACAUGUUAAACACUAAUGACAUACAAAAAUUGCAGCAACAACUUCAAGAUAUCAAGGAACAGACGAUGUGUCCCGUUUGUCUUGACCGCUUGAAGAAUAUGAUCUUUCUGUGCGGGCAUGGCCUAUGUCAAAUGUGUGGCGAUCAGAUGACGGAAUGUCCCAUUUGCCGCAAAGCGGUCGAGAAGAGAAUCCUGCUUUACUAAGUAUAAUUUUUUUUAUCUUUGAUUCUCAUCAUUAAUUUUCGAUUAACAUUGUUUCAAAAUUGGAUUGAUUUUUUUCAUUGCUUCUUGAAUUAACUCCUUGCCUCUUGCCCUAUAAAAGAAUCCACUUCCAAUGCGACAUAAUUUAAUUUCAUAAUGUUUUAUAUAUUCUAAGCGAAUAAGUUUUUUAAUUUACCGUAAAAGUAAAUUCGUCCGCAAAUUACUUCUUUUAAUAUUUCAAUUCUUAGUUCACAUUGGCUGUUGAAUUUCCAAUCAAUUCUCACUCACUUCCAUAUAUGUCAUUAUUUUUACUUUUCAUUUUUUUUUGGUAUUAUAGCCGUACCUUCUUUUCUUGUGUGAAAUUAAACUCAUUUAUAUAAAAUAUGUACGAUUUCAUUGUUCAUAGGAAAUAGUUCGUAUUUCAUGUAGGUAUUAUUUGUUAUAUUCAAACAUUACAUUUAUCUUUCAUUUCCAUUAUAAGCUAUUAUGUACGAAGUAAUAAUUAAAUUUAUUAUUCCUUUAGCUCAAUUAUUAUGGUCUGAACAUUGUUAUUGUAGUGAAUAAUGUAAUAAUAUUUUUGUCAUUGUUAAAAGUGUUAACUACUGAAUUCAUAAAAAAAUGUUCCCACUCGACUUGUGAAACUUCAUCGUAUUUUUCAAUUAUUACUUUUACUAU
Coccinella septempunctata (seven-spotted ladybird) is the source of this 3892-nucleotide messenger RNA. RefSeq names its product E3 ubiquitin-protein ligase MIB1 (gene mib1). Gene Ontology annotation, molecular function: zinc ion binding; ubiquitin-protein transferase activity; protein binding. The record is from RefSeq and is a predicted model, not a curated record. The coding region runs from base 128 to 3220 and encodes 1030 amino acids. Gene Ontology annotation, cellular component: cytoplasm. Gene Ontology annotation, biological process: protein ubiquitination. The transcript has 9 exons. NCBI's taxonomy places the organism in Eukaryota, Metazoa, Arthropoda, Insecta, Coleoptera, Coccinellidae.